This is a messenger RNA of Baudoinia panamericana UAMH 10762, 4509 nucleotides long. RefSeq lists its product as uncharacterized. NCBI's taxonomy places the organism in Eukaryota, Fungi, Ascomycota, Dothideomycetes, Mycosphaerellales, Teratosphaeriaceae. Gene Ontology annotation, molecular function: ATP binding; ATP hydrolysis activity; ABC-type transporter activity. The transcript has 2 exons. The record is from RefSeq and is a predicted model, not a curated record. Gene Ontology annotation, cellular component: membrane. The coding region runs from base 1 to 4509 and encodes 1502 amino acids. Gene Ontology annotation, biological process: transmembrane transport.
AUGGAGGAGUUCGAAGAGAAGGUGGAGCAAGCGUUUCGUCUCAACCACCCUGCCCACCAGCACGGUGGCUACUCAUCCACUGAGGUGGACCUCGAAGCCUCAGAACCGCGCACUAACGUUCAGAGUCGCGACUCGGACUAUACGCUGACCGGUUUGGAGAAGGAGGCUUACAUCCCAACCCAACGAGCCUCCAUAGACAGCACUCCAAAUGGGCGGUCAAGUCUCGGCGUGAACGUCGUUGGCGCCGAGAAGGAGUUCGCGGAGUUGCAGCGUGAGCUCAGUCAUGUGUCGAGAAUGCUUUCACGGCAGCAAAGCAGGCGGAGCGAGAAGGGCAGGGUACAGGACGUGGAGAAGGCCGCUUCAACCGGUGUCAGCGACGAACACGAGCCUUUCGACUUGGAAGAGACGUUGAGAGGCAACAAGCGAAUGGAAGAAGAUGCUGGCAUCAAGGGCAAGCAAAUUGGUGUUAUGUGGGAGGACCUCACGGUUAGAGGAAUGGGUGGCAGCAAAAUCUAUGUUCCAACCUUCCCCGACGCGUUCACUGGCUUCUUUGGGUACCCAUUCAAGCUCGCGCUUCGUAUGCUCAAGACUAAUUCGGAAGCGAAAGAAGUCGACAUCUUACACGGCUUCAAUGGCGUAGCUAAGCCUGGUGAGAUGGUGCUCGUCCUUGGGCGACCGGGCAGCGGCUGCACCACCUUUCUAAAAGUCAUGGCAAAUCAACGUUUCGGCUAUACUGCUAUCAACGGCGAAGUGCUCUACGGUCCGUUCACCAGCCAGGAGUUCGAGAAGCGCUACCGGGGAGAGGCUGUCUAUUGCCAAGAAGACGACAUCCAUAACCCGACGCUGACCGUCAAGCAGACUCUGGAUUUCGCGCUUGAGUGCAAAGUUCCAGGACAGCGACCGGGAGGAUUGAGUGUAGCAGAAUUCAGAGACAAGGUCGUGGCGAUGCUGUUGCGGAUGUUCAAUAUCGAGCACACGAGGAAUACCGUGGUCGGCAACCCGUUCGUGCGCGGCAUCUCUGGUGGCGAGCGCAAACGUGUCUCGAUCGCUGAGAUGAUGAUUGCGGGUGCUGCAGUCUGCUCUCACGACAACAGCACGCGCGGUCUCGACGCUUCCACCGCCGUAGAUUACGCGAAAUCGCUUCGCAUCAUCACUAACAUCUACCGUACCACGACAUUCGUGUCCCUAUACCAGGCUUCCGAAAACAUCUACAAGCAGUUUGAUAAGGUGCUGGUUAUCGACCGGGGGCGGCAGGUCUUCUUCGGCCCUGCACAAGAGGCAAGAGCGUACUUUGAGAGCCUUGGGUUCUUGCCGAAACCGCGCCAGACAACGCCAGACUAUCUGACAGGCUGCACGGAUCCGUUCGAGCGCGAAUAUCAGGAAGGCAGAGAUGCUACGAAUGUACCAUCAACCCCUAGCGACCUCGCAGACGCUUUCGAAAGGUCUGACUAUGCUAGUCGCAGAGACCAGGAGAUGUCAACGUACAGAAAGCGGGUUGGCGAAGAGCAGCAAGUGUACGAAGACUUCAAGCUGGCUGUUAUACAAGGCAAAAGGCGUGCAUCGAAGAAGUCCGUGUAUUCAAUACCCUUCUAUCUGCAGGUCUGGGCUCUGAUCAAGAGGCAGACGACCCUGAAAUGGCAGGAUCGCUUUGAGCUUACAGUCUCAUGGGUCACAUCUAUCGUGAUUGCUAUCGUAAUAGGUACGGUUUGGCUGCAGCAACCUCAAACGUCUGCUGGAGCGUUCACGAGAGGCGGUGUGCUAUUCAUUGCACUGCUGUUUAAUUGCUUCGAAGCUUUUAGCGAGCUUGCGAAUACCAUGGUGGGCAGACCCAUGCUCAACAAGCAUCGAGCCUACACGUUCCACAGACCCUCGGCGCUAUGGCUUGCACAGAUGGCGGUGGACCUGACUUUCGCCUUUCCAAGAAUACUGGUCUUCUCGAUUAUCGUCUACUUCAUGACAGGGCUGGUGCUCAACGCUGGCGCAUUUUUCAUAUUCGUCUUGGUCAUUGUCUCCGGCUAUCUAGCGAUCACUCUCUUCUUCCGUACCGUGGCUUGUAUGUGCCCGGACUUUGAUUCCGCCAUCAAGUUUGCAGCCGUCAUCAUCACCUUGUUCGUCUUGACGAGUGGCUAUCUCAUCCAAGAUCAGUCACAACAAGUCUGGCUGAGAUGGAUCUUCUACAUCAACGCACUGGGCCUCGGUUUCGCAGCCAUGAUGAUCAAUGAGUUCAGCCGGAUAGACCUGAUGUGCACAGGCACAUCCCUCAUCCCAUACGGUCCCGGGUAUGGCGACAUCAACCAUCAGGUGUGCACACUGCUCGGUAGCCAACCGGGCACGCCUGUUGUGACUGGGGACAGCUAUGUCGAGACAGCGUUCUCGUACUACCCCGAUCAGCUUUGGCGGAAUUGGGGCAUCAUAUUGGCGCUUAUAGUCUUCUUCUUGGUCACUAACGUCUCGCUUGGAGAGUACAUCAAGUGGGGAGCUGGUGGCAAGACGGUCACUUUCUUCGCCAAAGAGAACAGUGAACGCAAAAGAUUGAAUCAGGAUUUGCGAGCGAAGAAGGCGCAGCGCACCAAAGGCGAGGAGCAGUGCACUUCGGAGCUGAAGGUCGAAUCUGACUCGGUGCUGACGUGGGAGGACUUAUGUUACGAUGUGCCGGUGCAUUCCGGACAACUCCGCCUACUCAACAACGUCUUUGGAUAUGUCCGACCGGGAGAGCUAACAGCGCUCAUGGGCGCUUCUGGUGCUGGGAAGACCACGUUACUGGACGUACUGGCCUCUCGAAAGAACAUCGGUGUCAUUUCCGGAGACAGGCUUGUCGACGGGAUGCCGCCUGGUGCAGACUUCCAACGUGGCACGAGUUACGCCGAGCAGCUUGAUGUGCAUGAAGGUACACAGACGGUGAGAGAAGCUCUCCGCUUCUCUGCAGAUCUGAGGCAACCGUAUGAGACGCCGCAGGAGGAGAAGUAUGCUUAUGUGGAAGAAAUCAUUGCCCUUCUCGAGAUGGAAGACAUCGCAGAUGCAAUUAUCGGAAGCCAGGAAAGUGGCUUGGCGGUCGAACAGAAGAAGAGAGUGACCAUUGGUGUGGAGCUUGCUGCUCGCCCUUCUUUGCUGCUCUUCCUAGACGAGCCCACAAGCGGGUUGGACAGCCAGAGUGCUUUCAACAUCGUCCGCUUCUUGCGCAAGCUUGCUAGAUCCGGCCAAGCCAUCCUCUGCACAAUCCAUCAACCGAACGCUUCACUCUUCGAGAGCUUCGACCGCCUACUACUACUACAGAAGGGUGGGCAGUGCGUCUACUUUGGCGAGAUUGGCAGCGAUGCCAACGUUCUGAUUGACUACUUCGCUAGGAACGGCGCAGACUGCCCGCCCGAUGCCAACCCUGCUGAGUGGAUGCUCGACGCUAUCGGCGCUGGUCAAACAGCACGAACAGGCGACAGAGACUGGGCAGACAUAUGGCGCGAGAGUCCAGAGCUGGUCCGGACUAAAGAUGACAUCGUGCGGAUCAAGGCAGAAAGGAGCUCAGCAGUCCAGUCUCAAUCCCGUGUCGAGCAGAAAGAGUACGCCACGCCACUCUGGCACCAGAUCAAGAUCGUACAAAAACGCGCACACAAAGCCUUCUGGCGCUCGCCCAACUACGGCUUCACGCGCUUCUUCAACCAUGUCGCCAUCGCCUUAUUGACGGGCCUUAUGUUCCUUAACCUCAACGACUCGCGGACCAGCCUGCAAUACCGUAUCUUCGUCAUCUUCCAAGUCACGGUCCUUCCCGCACUCAUUCUGGCUCAAGUAGAGCCGAUGUACGACCUCAGCAGAUUGAUCUAUUACCGUGAGGCGGCCUCGAAGACGUACCGUCAGCUCCCCUUCGCCCUUUCCAUGGUACUGGCCGAAAUGCCAUAUAGCGUCCUCUGCGCUGUCGGCUUCUUUGUCACCAUCUACUACCCAGCCGGCUUCAAUUUGGCGAGCAGUCGAGCCGGAUACACCUUCUUCGUCGUGCUGAUCACCGAAAUCUUCUCAGUGACCCUCGCUCAAACGAUCUCGGCUCUGACGCCGAGUACCUUCUUUGCCGUCCUGCUCAACCCCUUCGUUAUUGUCAUCUUCGCCCUUUUCUGCGGUGUCGCGGUGCCUAAGCCGCAGAUUCCGGAGGGCUGGCGGGUGUGGCUAUACCAGCUUGACCCGUUCACGCGGCUUAUUUCGGGGUUGGUGGCGACAGAGCUGCAUGGACUGCCAGUGGUGUGUACAGAGACAGAGCUGAAUCACUUCACAGCACCCGCGGGCCAGACGUGCGGAGAGUACAUGGCGAGCUUCUUCGCGAACGGCGGUCCCGGCUACAUCGUCAACAACAUGACCUCAGACUGCGCAUACUGUGCGUAUAGCGUCGGCGAUCAAUUCUAUGAGCCACUUGGCAUCAGCUUUGACAAGCGAUGGAGGGAUUUUGGCAUAUUAUGCGCGUUUAUCGGGAGCAAUUUGAUAUUGCUGGCCAUCGGCAGUAGAUACCUGAACUUCAACAGGCGCUAG